GAGGCUGGGAGCCUGGCCUGCCCUCACACACCCCUCCCCCUGCGCCAGGCUGCAUGAUGGCGGAACUGUAGAAUCCGGGACGAGAAAAGUGGACCCACCCGUCCAGCUGAGGAAUCCUAUUUAUUUAUUUAUUUAUUGGGCUCCCCCGUAUUCACACGCCAUGACCCGUUGGAUACCAACGAAAAAAGAGAAAUAUGGUGUCGCGAUCUACAACUACGAUGGGCGAGGUAAACAAGAGCUGUGUCUGCAGGUGGGCGACACAGUGCACAUCCUUGAGACGUUUGAAGGCUGGUACCGAGGCUACACGCUGCGGAACAAGUCUCAGAGGGGUAUCUUCCCCUCGUCCUUCAUCCACCUGAAGGAGGCCCGAGUCGAGGGGAUCGACCAGCAGGAAAUAAUUAUCCCAACAGAUUUACCACUGGUGCUGGAGCUUGGGGCAACCCUGAGAGAAUGGGCACAGAUAUGGCACAAGCUCUAUGUGAACGGCAACGUCAGUCUGUUCAGGACCGUGCAGCAGAUGGCCUACAGCCUCAUCGAGUAUCGAUCGCAGAUAGUGUCAGGGACGCUGCCCAAGGAUGACCUUGUGGAGCUGAAGAAGAAAGUCACCGCCAAGAUUGACUAUGGAAACCGGAUCCUGGGCCUGGACCUGGUGGUGCGCGACGAGGCGGGGAACACUCUGGACCCCGACUUCACCAGCACCGUCAGCCUGUUCCGCGCCCACGAGGUGGCCUCGCGCAGCAUCGACGACCGCAUACAGGAGGAGAAGACGCGGCAGAACCUGGAAAUGCGGCGGCAGACUCUGUUCAGCACGGUGCACACCUACAGCCUCCUCAUGAACCUCAAGAACUUUGUCUGCAACAUCGGCGAGGAGGCGGAGCUUCUGAUGUCCCUGUACGACCCCGACCAAUCAGAGUUCAUUAGCGAGAACUUCCUGGUGCGCUGGGACAGUAUGGGCAUGCCCAAAGAAAUCGAAAAACUCAACAACCUUCCAGCGCUGUUCACGGACCUGAGCAGCAGCGACCUCAUCAGACAGCGGCUGUUCCUGGUGUGUCAGAUCAUCCGAGUGGGCAGCAUGGAACUGAAGGAAGGCAAGAAGCACACGGGAGGCCUGCGGCGGCCGUUCGGGGUGGCCGUGAUGGACAUAACAGAUGUGGCCCACGGGAAAACAGACGAUGAGGACAAGCAGCACUUCAUCCCCUUCCAGCCGAUCGCCAUGGAAACGUACAUCCGGCAGCGCCAGCUCAUCAUGUCCCCCCUGAGCGCGUCCCGGGUCAGCGGGGAGAACGAGCCCCUGACCGCCGUGUUCAACAAGGUCAUCGCCACGCGGGAGGUCAACCACAAGGGCCAGGGGCUGUUUGUGACCCUGAAGCUGCUCCCGGGGGACCUGGCCCAGGUGCGUAAAGACUACCCCCACUUCGUGGACCGCGCCACCGCUAUCGUGGGAAAGAUGGGUUUCCCGGAGAUCAUCCUCCCAGGAAACGUGAGGAACGACAUCUACGUCACGCUGCUGCACGGCGAGUUCGACCGCGGCAAGAAGAAGACACCGAAGAACGUGGAGGUCAUCGUGAGCGUGCAGGACAACGACGGGAACCCCAUGGAGAAGGCCAUAUUCCCGGGGGCCGGUUAUGAAGGCAUCACAGAGUACAAGUCUGUCAUUUACUACCAGGUUAAGCAGCCAUGCUGGAACGAAACUAUCAAGGUGACUAUCCCCAUCGAGGAUGUGUGUCGCUCCCACCUCAGAGUGUUGUUCCGGCACCGCUCGUCCCAGGACUCCAGGGACAAAUCGGAGAAGCCGUUUGGGAUGUCCCUUGUCCGGCUCAUGAAGGGGGACGGCACCACGCUCCGAGACGGGCGCCACGACCUCAUCGUCUAUAAGAUCGACGCCAAGAAGGCGGAGGACGCCAAGACGCUCCUCUCUCUGCCCUGCACCUGGGCAGAGGUGCCCGAGAAGGAGAGGCAGACGGGGAAGUCCUUCCAAGGGGUGCCCGUCACCAAGGACAGCUUCCUGAUCUCCACCCUGACCUGCUCCACCAAGCUCACCCAGAACGUGGAUUUACUGGGCCUGCUGAACUGGAGGUCCCACCCCGAGAAGCUGGAGCAGAACCUGCGGCGGCUUAUGGAGGUCGAGGGUGGGGAGAUCGUCAAGUUUCUCCAGGACACCCUGGACGCUCUGUUCAGCAUCAUGAUGGACACCUCGGAGAAAGAGACGUACGACAUGCCGGUGUUCAACGCUCUGGUCUUCAUCAUCUCUCUUAUUGGAGACAUCAAGUUCCAGCACUUCAACCCGGUGCUGGAGACGUACAUCAACAAGCACUUCAGCGCCACUCUGGCCUACAUGAAGCUGACCAAGGUGUUGAAUUACUACGUCGGCCACGCAGAGUUGCCGGCGCUCGCCGAGAAGCUCUACUCCGCCCUCAAGUCGCUGAAAUACCUGUUCAGGUUCAUCGUGCAGUCCCGGGUCCUCUACCUCAGGUUCUACGGCAACAGCGAGGACGGCGACGCCUUCUUCAACUCCAUCCGCACGCUCUUCCUCUCCUUCAACACGCUGAUGGACAGACGGCUGGACGAGGCCGUGAAGAUAAAGGGCGCGAUACUGAAGUACCUCCCCAGCAUCAUCAACGACAUCCAGACAGUCUUUGAUCCCGUGGAGCUCAGCGUUCUGCUCACCAAGUUUAUUGGGAGCAUCCCCGACGCGCAGCUGGUGCGGCAGAAGUUGGGCUGCAUGUGCAAGAUGGUGGAGAGUGACCUUUUCAGGCAGCCAGAGUGCCGCGAUGCCCUCCUACCGCUGGUCACGGACCAGCUGAGUGGACAGCUGGACGACCACUCCAGCCGCCCCGACCACGAGGCCUGCGUGCAGCUGCUCAGUACCACGCUGGACAGCCUGGACCGCAAGGAUGUGGGACCCACCAGGGCCAACGUCCAGCUCAUCAUGGAGCGGCUGCUACGGCGGGUGAACCGCACCGUCAUCAACAUGGACAAGGCCUCGCCGCUCAUCGGCCACUACCUAGCCUGCAUGACGGCCGUCCUGAAGCAGAUGGAUGACGCGCAUUACAGCCACUACAUCAGCACCUUCAAGACCAGGCAGGACAUCAUGGACUUCCUGAUGGAGACGUUCAUCAUGUUCAAAGACCUGAUGGGCAACGUGUUCCCGGCCGACUGGAUGGUGAUGAACCUGCUGCAGAUGCAGGUGGUUCUCAGGGCCAUCAAGCAGUACUCGGAGGUGCUCAACAGCCACUUCCUGGACCCGGCGCACUUUGACCUGCAGCUGUGGACUAACUACUUCCACCUGACGGUGGCCUACCUCAUCCACAAGUCCCUGCAGUUGGAGUCCUUCUCCCAGGAGAAACGGAACAAGAUCCUCAACAAGUACGGUGACAUGCGGAUGACGAUUGGCUUCAAGAUCGGUGAAAUGUGGUAUAAUCUGGGCCAACAUAAGAUGAAGUUCAUCCCGGCCAUGGUGGGGCCCAUUCUGCAGGCGACCCUGGUGCCUGAGGCCGACAUACGCAAAGCCACCAUCCCCAUCUUCUUCGAUAUGAUGCAGUGCGAGCACAACUUCAGCCCCGGACGCACAUUUCAAACGUUUGAGAACGAGCUGAUCACCAAACUAGACGAGGAGGUGGAGGGCGGCCGGGGGGACGAGCAGUACAAACUCCUGCUGGAGAAAACCCUGCUGGAGCACUGCCGGCGCCACCGGUACCUGGCGCAGUCGGGGGAGGAGCUGGCGCUACUGCUGAGCGGUCUGCUGGAGAACCUGCUGGCCUACCGCACCAUCACCCACGACGAGAGCCCCGAGCACCGCAUGAGCUGCACCGUCAACGUGCUGAACUUCUACAAGGAGAAGCAGAGGGAGGACAUCUACAUCCGGUACUUGUACAAGCUGCGGGACCUGCACCUGGACUCUGAGAACUACACGGAGGCGGCCUACACCCUGCUGCUGCACGCUGAGCUGCUGGAGUGGUCCGACAAGCCCUGCGCUCCCCACCUGAUACCCCGGGACGGGCAGCACAUAUGGACCCAGCAGGAGCUGAAGGAGAGGCUGUUCCAGGAGAUCAUAUGCUACCUGGACAAGGGCAAGAUGUGGGAGAAGGCCAUCGAGCUUGGGAAACAGCUGGCCAAGAUGCACGAGAGCCAGAUGUUUGACUUCAUGGAGCUCAGCCAGCUACUAAAGCAGCAGGCCCAGUUCUUUGAGAACAUCAUGCACGCCAUGCGGCCCCAGCCAGAGUACUUCGCCGUGGGGUACUACGGCCAGGGCUUCCCCUCCUUCCUCCGGAACAAGACCUUCAUCUACCGGGGGAAGGAGUACGAGUGGCUGGAGGACUUCAGCGUGAAGGUUCUCUCCGGGUUCCCCAACGGCGUCCGCAUGACGAGCACGGCGCCCCCCGGGGACGCCAUCCUCAACUCCCCCGGCCAGCAUCUCCAGUGCUUCACGGUGAAGCCCGUUCUCACCGUGCCUCAGCAGUUCAGAGACAAGGGGGUUCCAGAGCAGAUAUUAAACUAUUACAGGACCAAUGAAGUGGACCAGUUCCAGUAUUCGCGGCCGUUCCGGAAAGGAGAAAAGGACCCGGACAACGAGUUUGCGACCAUGUGGAUCGAGAGGACCACCUACAUCACCGCGUAUCCCUUCCCCGGAAUACUCAAAUGGUUUGAGGUUAAGUCGGCCUCGGUGGAGCAGAUCAGCCCCCUGGCCAACGCCGUGGAGACCAUGGAGAUGGCCAACGAGAAGCUGAGCAACCUGGUGCAGCAGCAGGCGUGCGACCGCUCGCAGGCUGUCCACCCGCUGUCCAUGAUGCUCAACGGCAUCGUGGACCCCGCCGUCAUGGGCGGCUUCUCCAACUACGAGAAGGCGUUCUUCACCCCCACGUACAUCCAGGAACACCCAGAGGACCUAGAGCGCAUCGAGGUCUUGAAGCAGCUCAUCGCCCUGCAGAUCCCGCUGUUGGACCAAGGCAUCCGCAUCCACGGCGAGAAGUCGACGGAGACGCUGAAACCGCUCCACAACCGGCUGGUCACGUGCUUCGCCGACCUGCGGGAGAAGGUGGAGAAGCACUACGGCGUCAUCACCCUGCCCUGCUCGCUGACCGAGGGGAAGAAGAGCCGUGUGGGCUCGGUGGUGAUGCCCUACAUCAUGUCCUCCCAGCUGCGGCGAAUGUCCACCAUUUCCAUCGCCUCCAACGCCUCCUCCAACGGCUCGGUCACGCCCCCCCGCCUCUCAUCCCAGGACUCCUUGUCGUCCCGUCCCGCUGACCGGCGGUCGUCUGUCCUGCCCCACUCUGCUUUGGAGGACAACCGGAUUGGUCGCAGGAACAGGAAGGAGUGGAGCGUGAGCAAGUCCCAGGUGCUGCUGGAGCGGCCGUCCGACACAGACGAGGCCCCCCCCGAGAGGCAGCAGCGGCCCAAGAGCCUCCAGCUGGGGGACCGCCGGCUCACGCUCUCCCUGUUCCAGGGGCCCGCCUCCCAGCUGAUCCCGUCCAGCCCCCUGGGCGCCGGGCCCGCCUCCCCCGGCACGCCGCGCAGCUCCAGUUAUUCGUCUCUGCUCGCCGACGGCGUCGACGGUGUCGGCGCCCCCCCGGACCCCUCGGGGGCCCCCCCGCCGAUGCCUCCCAAGAAGCACCCCCACGAGAUCGACAGCCAGCACCUCCACCACUUCGCCUCAGAGUCGCCUCCCCUGCCGGUGAAGAUAGAGAGCAAGCCCCCCCCGCCUCCCCCCAAAGCCAGGAAGUCCUUGUUGCCGUCGUCAUACGAGCACGUCGCCCCGUGAGAUCACACACAAUCACACACAAACACACACAGACACACACAUACAAAGGGACACACACAUACACAUAAAGCAUUACAGACACACACACACACAGACACACAGACAGAC
Molecule: messenger RNA, 5866 nt
Organism: Gadus chalcogrammus (walleye pollock)
Lineage: Eukaryota; Metazoa; Chordata; Actinopteri; Gadiformes; Gadidae
Gene: dock5
Product: dedicator of cytokinesis 5
Exons: 51
Coding region: 161-5758 (1865 amino acids)
Biological process (GO): cell migration; small GTPase-mediated signal transduction
Cellular component (GO): cytoplasm; plasma membrane
Molecular function (GO): guanyl-nucleotide exchange factor activity; small GTPase binding
Source: RefSeq, a predicted model, not a curated record